ACAACAUAAAUCCAAUCUGAUAAGCUACCUUCAAAUAAGAGUGAAGAAGAAUAGUCAAACAACUGAUCUAGCCCAAAUCUCUAUAAAUAAGGACCCAAUAAAACACUCCUCACAAAUCUCCAGCUCUCAUCUCCAAACCUCCCAAUGGCCACCACUCCCACCACCUGCUCCGCCGACCUCGCCCAGCUCUUCGGGGCCAACACCACCAACGCCUCCGCCGCCGCCUCCUACAUCUGCAACACCUUCUCCGCCGUCGACACCCGCUUCACCGACACCAACUUCGCCAUCGACUCCACGUACCUCCUCUUCUCGGCGUACCUCGUGUUCGCCAUGCAGCUAGGGUUCGCCAUGCUCUGCGCCGGCUCGGUCCGAGCCAAGAAUACGAUGAAUAUCAUGCUUACGAAUGUUCUCGACGCGGCGGCGGGUGGGUUGUUCUACUACUUGUUCGGCUUCGCCUUCGCGUACGGCGCGCCGUCGAACGGAUUCAUCGGAAAGCAUUUCUUCGGGCUUAAAGAUGUUCCGGACGCGAGCUUUGACUACUCCAAUUUCUUGUAUCAAUGGGCGUUCGCCAUCGCCGCCGCGGGGAUCACCAGCGGCUCGAUCGCCGAGCGGACUCAAUUCGUCGCGUAUCUGAUUUACUCUUCGUUUUUAACCGGAUUUGUUUACCCGGUUGUUUCUCAUUGGUUCUGGUCUUCCGACGGAUGGGCGAGCCCGACUAAUACGGGAAAUUUGUUAUUCGGAUCCGGCGUGAUCGACUUCGCCGGAUCCGGAGUCGUCCACAUGGUGGGCGGCAUCGCGGGCCUCUACGGCGCAUUGAUCGAAGGCCCGCGAAUCGGCCGCUUCGAUCAGAGCGGCCGCGCGAUCGCGCUGCGUGGACACAGCGCGUCGCUGGUUGUGCUAGGCACAUUUCUACUCUGGUUCGGGUGGUACGGAUUUAACCCCGGCUCGUUCAACAAAAUCUCCAUUAUCUACAAUACUGGUAGUUAUUACGGGCAAUGGAGCGCCGUGGGCCGCACGGCUGUCACGACUACGCUAGCCGGAUGCACGGCGGCCUUAACUACACUCUUCGGAAAGCGGUUGUUAUCGGGUCACUGGAACGUAACGGACGUGUGUAACGGUCUCUUAGGCGGUUUCGCUGCGAUAACCGGUGGAUGUUCAGUGGUGGAUCCAUGGGCCGCAAUUAUUUGUGGCUUCGUAGCGGCCCUGGUGUUAAUCGGGUUUAAUAAAUUAGCGGAAAAAUUUAAAUACGAUGAUCCUUUAGAGGCUGCGCAGCUCCACGGCGGCUGCGGCGCCUGGGGGAUAAUUUUCACGGCAUUAUUUGCGCGGGAAAAGUACGUCGGAGAAGUCUACGGUGGCAAAGCGGGGCGGCCGCACGGGUUAUUAAUGGGCGGCGGUGGGAGAUUAUUAGGCGCUCAUGUGAUUCAAAUUCUGGUGAUUUUUGGUUGGGUUACCGUUACCAUGGGUCCGUUAUUUUACGGGUUGCAUAAAUUGAAAUUGCUGAGGAUAUCGGCGGAGGACGAAAUGGCCGGGAUGGAUAUGACGCGGCACGGUGGAUUCGCGUACGCUUAUGAUCUGGAUGAGUCUGUGAAGCAUGGGACUCAGAUGAGCAGGAUCGAACCCUCGCUCUCUAGCUAAAUUUGUUCUUUUAUUGAGUAUUAUUGGGUGCAGCGGCAUGGACACGUGUCUUCCGUGCCUCUUCCUAGAUCCGUCCCGUGUAGUAGUAGUGUUAUUAGAGUUAGUGAAUGUGUGAUGUGAAUGUGUGUGUUUUGUGUAAGUGAAGUGUGUCUGGUUUCGUUGAUGAUUUGGUAUGGGAAAUGUCAUGUCGUUUUGUUCUUGGCA
Daucus carota subsp. sativus is the source of this 1839-nucleotide messenger RNA. Its product is annotated as ammonium transporter 1 member 1. The record is from RefSeq and is a predicted model, not a curated record. The coding region runs from base 145 to 1635 and encodes 496 amino acids. NCBI's taxonomy places the organism in Eukaryota, Viridiplantae, Streptophyta, Magnoliopsida, Apiales, Apiaceae. Gene Ontology annotation, molecular function: ammonium channel activity. Gene Ontology annotation, biological process: ammonium homeostasis; ammonium transmembrane transport. Gene Ontology annotation, cellular component: plasma membrane. The transcript has a single exon.